Messenger RNA from Branchiostoma floridae (Florida lancelet), 2073 nucleotides. RefSeq names its product SCO-spondin-like. Bases 518 to 1672 code for a protein of 384 amino acids. Gene Ontology annotation, molecular function: protein binding. NCBI's taxonomy places the organism in Eukaryota, Metazoa, Chordata, Leptocardii, Amphioxiformes, Branchiostomatidae. The transcript has 4 exons. The record is from RefSeq and is a predicted model, not a curated record.
UGAUUAACUACGGCUAAAAGCACUCCACCAUAGCGACCUUUUACUACACUGGGAUGUAGAAGAAAAAAGGGUGAGGUGUUAGUGACGUGUGAGCCUGUCAGUACCUAACAGUAAUGCCCGUAAGGCUGUUAGUACCUGAUGGUAGGGUUUCACGUUAGAGGGGCACUUUAAAUGCGUUUGAUCGAUACCAAGAUCGAAGACUCGUCUAGACCGAACGACACUGUCCUUGGCUUGCUAGGAGUAACGUAUUUUUUCUGAGUUCCUUCCUUACUAAAUCUUACACCUUUUUUUAUCAUCCUACGUUACUGGAUAAUAUCUGAGUGACAAAGGUGAAACUGUUAGCACCAUGGAAUGCUGGGGUUCCGCCCAUGACGUUGUGAACUUUUGAACCCUACGAAAGGUUCCGUCGAAAACAAGUCUCUAGCUAGCCUUGAGGGCGAUUGCACCAGCUGGCUGAAACACUGGAGGUACCAUUGGAACCGGGAAGAGCGUGGUCACAGGAAGGAAAGUCUUCGAUAUGGAAAAUUUCCGGGUGCAAGGAAAACGUCUGUGUCCUUUCCUACUCUUCCUGUGGUGUCUGUGUGAGUUGUGCAGCGCCUUCAACAACACGACAGCCGUCUUCAGCAACAAGACAACUGCCUUCAUCAACACAACAACCACCCUACCGUCAACCACAACGCCAAGCACGACACUCGGCUGUUUUCUGUGCGACGAAAACCAGCGAUGUAUACCAGAUGAGAGAGUGUGUGACGAUUUGGAAGAUUGCGACGACCGAACGGACGAAUUAAACUGCUCGUGUGAAUGGGACCAAUUCCGAUGUGACAAUGGGUUGUGUAUUCCUGACUAUUUAACGUGUGACGGGCGAGACGACUGUGGCGACUGGAGCGACGAACGCGCAUGCGCGUGCACACGUUGGGAGUACGCAUGCGCGAACGGCAGGUGUAUCAGGAAGACUCAGGAAUGCGACGACCGAGACGACUGCGGAGACGCCAGUGACGAGCUGCACUGCGCAUGCCCGAGCCAUAAGCAGAAGUGCGCGACAUACGGGUGUAUUACGUCAGACGAGGAGUGUGACGGACUGUACCAGUGUGAGGACAAGAGUGACGAGGAAAACUGCCUUCCCGAGUUAAGAUGGGACGUGUGGUUGGAGAUCGGUGUGGCCAUCUUCUUCGUGCUGAUUUUCUCCAUCGUGUGUGCGGCGACCCGCUGCUGUAUGGGCCCGCCCAAAUCUCACUCGCCGCGGAGGAGGCAACAGGGGGAAGACCCGGGACUAGAGCUAGCAAACAUCGGUCAAUCCAACCCGUCGUUCGACGACAAUCCUCCGGCUUACGACGCAUGCGUGGUACCUGACACAAUUUGGACUACGUCACAAAGCGGCCUUCCCGGCAACCCUGCCGUCAGCUGCCCAGACAUCGUCAUCGUCCACAACGACAACAUCGAACCAGAAAACACACAAACAAGAUCAACACAGAGCGUAAACAACGUAAACACCACAGGAAACAACAACACAGACUCCGUAUCAGAGACAGUGUCGGUGGCCUCCACAUUACCAGCGUACGACGACUACACCAAGUACCCAACGGCGCCCCCUGACGGAGAGGUGAAGCAUUACAUCACAGAUGGGGCGUCACCCUUGCAGUCAGUAGGUUCGUCUGUACAAAGUGUCAGUUAAGAUUAAGACUUGCUUAGGCUGAACAAUCGUGUUUGUAAAUAAUAUAGUAAAAUGAAUUUAUUUUCAACUAAUGUAAGUAUUCAAUCACAUAAUCAGCAAAUAAUACACAAUGUGUAAGAAAUGUGAAAACGUUAAUUUGUCAAAACCAGUGGAAAUUCAUUGUUUAAGGUGGUUGCAUUUCAUUUCAUUCGACAUUUUUUUACACAUCUAAUUGUUCUUAAGCAUUAGGCCAAAGUAGCCCAAUUCUUUGACAUUAAACUGUCCUCAGAAAAUUGUAGCGAUAUGAAUGUUCAAGCAUGAAAGGUGCGCUUGAGGAGCUAACAAAGCUGUGCGUCAGGGUAACAUAACGUUCUAACAAGUAUCUGUCUAAAUGUUGCAUUAACACUUAAUUUUCACACUAA